AUGCCUUGCCGUCUGUCCAUCAGCACCUUGUCGCUGGGCCAAAGCUAUGCAGGCCACUCGCUGGAGCAGCGGCUGGACCAGGCGUCACAACACGGCUACCAGGGCAUUGAGCUGUUCUACGAUGACCUGGAGUACAUCGCCCAGACUCUGCCUCUGGUACCUCCGUCGUCGUUUACGACAGCUGACUCGACCGAUAUCCCGACCACGAUUCUCAUGGCGGCUCCUACGACGGCGCCGACCGACAGCCAACUGGUGCGUGCGGCAGCCCUCGUGCGGGCCCUGUGCGCCGAGCGCCGCCUGGCGGUCAUCUGCCUGCAGCCCUUUCGCCACUUUGAAGGACUUGUCAGCCGAGACGCGCGUGCCCAUCGGCUGGCGCAGCUGCGUCUUUGGUGCCGCCUUGCCGGGAUUCUGCGGACGGACCUGAUUCUCAUUCCGUCCAACUUUUUGCCGGCCGGCCAGGUGACGGGCGAAUUCAAGUUUAUUGUGCAGGACCUGCGCGAGGCCGCCGAGAUUGCCGCCGCCGCUACGCCACCGGUGCGGCUCUGCUAUGAGGCUCUGGCAUGGGGCACGCACAUUGACACGUGGCAGGCCAGCUGGGAGGUCGCCCAGCAGGUCGACCGGCCCAACUUUGGGCUGUGCCUCGACACGUUCAACAUUGCCGCGCGCGUCUACGCAGACCCGGCUGUUUCCGGCGGUGUGCAGCCCGACGGUCCGCUACGGUUGUCAGAGUCCAUGAAAGAGCUCGCCGCCACCGUCAGCGUCGACCGUGUGUUUCUCGUGCAGAUCGCCGACGGCGCCCGGCUGGCUGCGCCGCUCGUGCCGGGCCAUCCGCUCUACGACGCAGAUUCGCCGGCGCGCAUGACGUGGUCGCGGCAGCACCGGUUGUUUUAUGGCGAAGACGACCGCAGCGGAUACCUGCCCGUCGACCAAGUGCUGGCCGCCAUUCUGGGCGACCUCGGCUAUCGCGGGUGGCUGAGCUUCGAACUCUUCAAUCGGCGGACAAGCGGCACAGACGCGAGCGUGCCGGCAGAAAUGGCGUGGUGA
Sporothrix brasiliensis 5110 is the source of this 1044-nucleotide messenger RNA. RefSeq names its product 4-hydroxyphenylpyruvate dioxygenase. NCBI's taxonomy places the organism in Eukaryota, Fungi, Ascomycota, Sordariomycetes, Ophiostomatales, Ophiostomataceae. Bases 1 to 1044 code for a protein of 347 amino acids. The transcript has a single exon. The record is from RefSeq and is a predicted model, not a curated record.